Messenger RNA from Daucus carota subsp. sativus, 1245 nucleotides. RefSeq names its product syntaxin-71. Gene Ontology annotation, molecular function: SNARE binding; SNAP receptor activity. The transcript is spliced from 9 exons. Bases 246 to 1055 code for a protein of 269 amino acids. The record is from RefSeq and is a predicted model, not a curated record. Gene Ontology annotation, cellular component: membrane; SNARE complex; endomembrane system. Gene Ontology annotation, biological process: intracellular protein transport; vesicle fusion. Lineage: Eukaryota; Viridiplantae; Streptophyta; Magnoliopsida; Apiales; Apiaceae.
UUGAAUACAUUAGACCACUUUUGUUGUAUUCUCCAACUUGAAAAAUAAUUUCUCUUAAAAAAAUGAUUGUCUAGGCUCUAGCUACCUCCGUCUCUGUUUCUCUCUCCUGCCGGCUUCCAUUUCUAACUGCUGCUCUGUUAACAGGCUUCAUUCUUACAACCUAAGUCACCCCCUCGAAAACACAAACACGCCGCAAUCUGUACUUCAAAUAAAUAUACUUGUGUGUUGUGCUUCAAUAUAUCAACAUGGGUGUGUUGGACAUAAUAACUAGAGUUGAUGUUAUCUGCAACAAGUAUGAAAAAUACGAUUUAGAUAAGCAGAAGCAAGUCAACAUUGCUGCCGGCGCUUCUGAUGAUGCUUUUUUACGCCUUUACGCGGCUGUGGAUGCAGACCUUCAUCAAAUUCUUCAGAAAGGAGAGACAGCGGCAUUGGAGAUGAAGAGAGCAGUAGCUGUAGCGAUUAAUGCUGAGAUACGACGCUCCAAGGCUCGUUUGCUUGAGGAUAUCCCCAAGUUACAGAGACUUGCUUUCAAAAAGGUGAAGGGGCUUUCAAAGGAAGAGCUUGAGGCCCGAAGCGAAUUGGUUGCUGCACUCAAAGAGAGGAUUGAGGCAGUGCCUGAUGGAUCCACAGUUGCAACUAAACAAACUGGUGGUUUAACAGCCUCAGGAUCAAAUGCUGGAUUCGUAUAUAAUCAAACCUCAGAUGGAAAUUUCGACAGUGACUACUUUCAGCAUACUGAAGAGACCGAUGCUUUCAGGCAAGAAUAUGAGAUGAGGAAAAUGAAGCAAGAUGAAGGUCUGGAUGACAUAGCAGAAGGCUUACAUACAUUAAAGAACAUGGCCCAUGACAUGAAUGAGGAACUCGAUAGGCAAGUCCCCCUGAUGGAUGAAAUUGAUGACAAGGUUGACAAGGCAAAUUCGGAGCUAAGGAAUGCUAAUGUGCAAUUGAAGGAUACAAUUACAAGGCUUAGAUCAAGUCGCAACUUCUGCUGCGAUAUCUUCCUCUUAUGCAUAAUUCUGGGCAUUGCUGCGUAUCUGUACAAUGUCCUCAAGUGAGCUUGAUACGAAGACAAAUAUGGAAACUCCAGCAUAUCUACAUUAUAAUUUUCUGUUUUAACCAGAUCCAGACAUUCCGAAAUUUAUCACUGUAUUUUCUUGUCCGUUGAGUAAUAUCUAAUGUUUUGUUAUCAAAAUUGUCUUUCAAGACAAUGUUAAAUUGUCAUAGCACGAAGCUCAGAUUUACUUU